UUUCACUGGCCUCUUCUGGCCCUGAAGAGGCUCAGCAGGUCGUGUUGGAAGACCUUCUGCCUUUUGGUUGAGAAAAAGGACAACAUUUUUAUGAUGUUGAGUAUUGUCCGAGCCAGGAGCAAUUAAUAGUAACUGCAUUUGAACUUGUGCAUAAUGCAAGUGUGACUUCAACUGCUUGACGAAGCCAGACUCCACGGGUGCACUGGCAGAGCCCCUUGUAGGAGCCAGACUGUAUCCUGUUGCUCAUUUUCAGCUGAAGCUGCAUUUAUCUUCCCUUUAAUAGCAGUUUGCUUCAACAUGCAGUUUAAGUAAAAAUUACAGGAACAUGUGUUUAUACUUGUAGUUCGAGUCAAAAUGGAUUAAUUUCUCCAUAAUGGCUAUUUACUCCAUGUCAUAAAAAAUGGUAUUGUUUGCUGUGGUAGUGGAUCUUACAUUUUUCAAAGCCAGCCUUCAUUCUAUUAAGUAAUUCCUAUCAUACUUUCCUUAGGGAAAGCAUCUAUACACUAAAGAGAUAUAGAUGUGAAGGAAUAGCCUUACCAGAUGCAACACAGUAAAUUUCUAGUGGAACUAAAAAAUGGAGAUUUCCAGGUCCUCCUGGCUCUAGAAUUAUGAAUCAUAGUCUGUCAUGAUGCUGUGUAACGCUGAAGCUUUGCCAGGAGAUUGUUAGGGCUGCGUUUACCGAGUUGUGCAGUAUAAGUUGGAAGCUGGAGAGGACAGAGUUGUGCUACCCAUAAUUGUAAAAUACAUUGGGCAUCCUCCGUUAAAAUAUUUGAUGGGAGCCAGACUUCACAGUUUUUAUGGAUGUCUGUAAGCAUGAUGGAUAGCUUUUAUAUUUUAGUGGUAACUGUGGUGAUGAGAGGGAGAUUUGCUUAUGGCAUUAACAGGGUUUCUAGUUUUGUUCUGGAUGACAACUUCUAAAGCUACGCUGUGAGAGUUGAGAUGUCUCUAAGUGACUAGCUCAGUGAAGGGCUCGCAUGUCAGGGGAAAACCCACAAACUUGCAAGGUGUGUGUGGAGACUUGAACACUGCUGGUUUUUCUUGCUGAGAACCGAGAUCUUCUGAGGUGGUAGGUUGGGUCUCCAGAGGAAUAAUGUUGCCAACAUGUCUGUGCAGUCACUGCUUUGUGAAAGAAUUGCUGUUGCCAAAGAAUUGAUCAAGAGAGCGGAAGCCCUUUCCAAGUCCCAGAAAAGGAAAAUAGAAGGCGGGGCAAAACUAUGUGGGAAACUGAAGGCUGAGCUAAACUUCUUACACAAGGUGGAGGCAGGGAAGGUGGCCAUUAAAGAAUCCCAUCUGCAAAGUACAAACCUUACCCAUCUCCAAGCUAUUAUUCAGUCAGCAGAGAACCUGGAGGAUGUUGUCAGUGUCCUCCGUGUCUUUGCUUAUGAGGACAGGUUUGGAGACAAGCAGACGCUGGUGGUGGACGUUGUUGCAAACGGAGGUCACACGUGGGUGAAGGCCAUCGGCCGGAAGGCUGAGGCCCUGCAUAACAUCUGGCUGGGGAGAGGCCAGUAUGGUGACAAAAGCGUCAUUGAGCAGGCAGAGGACUUCCUGCAAGCCAGCCGUCAGCAGCCAGUGGAGUACAGCAACCCCCACAUCAUCUUUGCGUUCUACAACAGCGUGUCCAGUCCUAUGGCAGAGAGGCUCAAGGAGAUGGGAAUAUCUGUGCGAGGAGACAUCGUGGCUGUGAACUCGCUGGCGGAGCCAUCUACCGAGACCCAUCGCCUUAGUGCCAGUGAAUCAGAUGAAGAAGGCCUUGAACUCCUGCAGGUGACCAGAGUUGACCGGGAGAAUUUAGUGGCCAGCAUUGCUUUUCCUACCCAGAUCAAAGUUAACGUGUGCAAUAGAGUUAACCUGGACAUCACUACCUUGAUAACUUACGUCUCUGCUCUGAGCUACGGUGGCUGCCACUUCAUCUUCAAAGAAAAAGUGCUAACAGAGCAAGCAGCUCAGGAAAGGAGGGAGAGAGUCCUGCCUCAGCUGGAGGAGUUCAUGGAGGGGAAGGAGCUUUUUGCCUGUCAAUCUGCUGUGAGAGAUUUUCAGUCCAUCUUGGAAACGCUGGGAGGACCUGGAGAGAAAGAGCGAGCUGCGUUACUUGUUCAAAGAAUUCAUGUGGUGCCAGAUCAGCCGUCUGACCGUGCCUUAAGACUAGUGGCUAGUUCAAAAAUCAACAGCCGUUCUCUUACCAUUUUUGGGACAGGGGACACUUUAAAAGCCGUCACCAUGACUGCAAAUAGUGGUUUUGUGAGGGCAGCAGCUAACCAAGGUGUCAAGUUCAGUGUUUUUGUUCAUCAGCCACGAGCAUUGACAGAAAGCAAAGAAUCUGUUGCCACACCUUUACCAAAGAGCUGCCCACCCGAUGGACUAUGAGUCAGUAAAUGAGUUAGUCACUGAAAUAGUGCAGGUGCUGCAGUGGAGGCAUUUGGAGAAAUGAGUCGUCAUAACACAUUUUUGGGUGUGUAUCAGUGAAAAUGGUAACUGUAGCAGUGAAAGGAUUCCUCAAGGAAUUUGCAAUAUCUUUACUUAGUUCUUGCUUUUGUUGUUCAGCUGACUGUUAAUUUAUUCACUAAGGUAAUAAGAUUUCGGUGAUAAUUAACUGUCAUACAGUAUAUUAAUUGUAUCUAUCCCUAUUAAAAAGUUCACUUAAAGCA
This is a messenger RNA of Athene cunicularia (burrowing owl), 2648 nucleotides long. RefSeq names its product chromosome 2 C7orf25 homolog (gene C2H7orf25). The coding region runs from base 1102 to 2367 and encodes 421 amino acids. NCBI's taxonomy places the organism in Eukaryota, Metazoa, Chordata, Aves, Strigiformes, Strigidae. The transcript is spliced from 2 exons. The record is from RefSeq and is a predicted model, not a curated record.